Messenger RNA from Rubroshorea leprosula, 1751 nucleotides. Lineage: Eukaryota; Viridiplantae; Streptophyta; Magnoliopsida; Malvales; Dipterocarpaceae. The record is from the annotation of a GenBank genome assembly.
CGGCCCAAAGAAAGACGUUGGUGGCGGCAGCGGCACUUUUCUUUGCAGGGUCUGGUCUGACGCCGGCGAAGGUACUGAUGAUGGGUCUCCCCCUCACCAAGCUGAAUUAACUUGAAAAAGGAGAGCUAACAAGGAAGAAGAAGUAUCUAUGGAAGGCAUGGUUGCAGAAGUUUAAAGAAAGACGCACCAAGGGAAGAAAGAAAUGGCGUCUCAUUACUGGGCACAGUGUUCCCAACUCGAUAGUAUGACACCUUAUUUUACCGGCUGAUCCUUGGGAGAAGAGGCUAAAGAUUCUCAAUUUGUACUAGCGUCUUUAGAAUGUUAAUGGGCGCAAGGAUAAUCAUAUAUUAGAAGUGCCACUAGGUGAAAUUGUGCUCCCUUUAGGUUGUCCAAUGGUUAAGAGCUUGAAUCUCUAUGUGGGAGAUCUCAAGUUUGAAUUAUGGGAUGAGUGAGGAGGGGUUGGGAAGUGAAGGGCUAUUUCUUGUAGUAUGGCCAUCAUCUGACGUACCAAAAAAAUCUAGGUGAAAUUGCUCCUUUCAAGGCCAGACUAACACCUUAGUCUAAUUAGGCAGAAAUGAGAAGGAAAUUAAAGAAAGGGCAGGUUAGAAAGUGGCCCCUGGUGCCAGACUGAAGCUAGUAGAGACUGAUGAGUACAGUGAAUCUGGCUGAGUUUAUCCUGAUGGCCUGUACAGGAUGCUAAAUCAAUUCCUUGGAAGAUACAAAAAUUUUAAUAUACCUUUUAUUAUUGGAGAGAAUGAGGUUUCUGAAGACCGAGCUGAUCUGUUGGGCAUAUAUGCUGGAGCAUUUACUCAACUAGGUUUGUGUUUAAAUUUCAAUAUUUUUGAAAUUUUGAUUGUUUGUAAUUAGUUUAUCAAUAUAUUUUUCACUAUCUAUUCAUCCCAAGUUAAUAAAAUCUGUGCUUAACCAAUUCAUGCUAAAUUGUAGAAUCUCCCUUUCAAUGGUCAGUCUCUAAAUACUACGAUCCUAAACAACUAUAAGAACUCCGAGUGUAUAUAUUUUUCAAGAUAAGAUAAGACUAGACAGAAAGUGGAUUCCACCUAAAGUUACUAAAACAAAAAUGAUAUGUUACAAUAUUACAUGGCAUUGUAAGCUUCUAGCAUGAUGUAUUGUUAUGUAAUUGGCUCUUUUCACUUAGAGGUUUGCUUAUGAUAUUGUAUACAUCCACUCAUUUAAGGACACAUCACACUCAUUUAAUGACAUGUCAUAAUUGUAAGCUUGCAUUGUAAUUAUAGCCUUGCUGUUACUUAUAAGAAAGACUCCGUAUCAUGUCUAGCACAAAGUUAAGUCCAUUCCAUGCUGUUGAAGCUGUGACAUCAAGCUUGCACAUAUUUUACUGAUAUUUUGAAGAAAUGAGGAUGGAGGGAACUAAACUUCAUGAAACUGAUUUAGUUCAGUUUAUUCUAUGUUUUUUUGUUGUAUUUUAAUUUUAGUAUGUCUUUAAGCGUAGUUGGUGAAAAGUAAGCACUUUGUCAAGAUAAGGAAGCAAAAGUUAAGGGAAGGCUGUUUUGUUCACAUGUCUGCUACUUUAUGCUUUUGUCUGUUGUACUAGACUUGUACAUAUUUUAACCUUCAAUAAAAGACUUUAGUUGUUCUGCUCUCCAUUUUCUUUGUUUUUCUUCAAAGUUAAACCAUUUACACAUGCAAUGUAUGGAACUGCCUUACGUGUUCACUCAAAAGGCUCAACUGGUUACUUCCAUCUUCAAGAUGGACCUGCCUUUCACAAAUAUUGA